Thalassophryne amazonica is the source of this 2350-nucleotide messenger RNA. Its product is annotated as cysteine/serine-rich nuclear protein 3-like. Gene Ontology annotation, cellular component: nucleus. NCBI's taxonomy places the organism in Eukaryota, Metazoa, Chordata, Actinopteri, Batrachoidiformes, Batrachoididae. The coding region runs from base 201 to 2000 and encodes 599 amino acids. The transcript has 6 exons. Gene Ontology annotation, molecular function: sequence-specific DNA binding; DNA-binding transcription factor activity, RNA polymerase II-specific. The record is from RefSeq and is a predicted model, not a curated record. Gene Ontology annotation, biological process: regulation of transcription by RNA polymerase II.
GUACAGGCAAUCAGAGAGAGAGAGAGAGAGAAAGAGAGAGAGAGAGAGAGAGAGGGAGCAGGCAUCAUGGCAGCGCACACUGCAUCAUCACGACACAUGGGGAUGUUUGGCUGCUGCAAGUGAACAGUGUGCGAUGCAGAGGAGAGCGUGCUGGAAACCAAAGGCAGAGCUCUGAGGAAACAGGUGAACAGAUCCACAGCAUGAGUGGGAUCCUGAAAAGGAAGCUUGAGGAGGGCCCGUCCCCGUACCUGUCCCUGCAGGGCUCUGAGGACGAUGUUUCCUGCAGCGACAGCGGCAACAGCAGCGAUAGUCUCAACCAUCCAGUUCCCUCUGGACUGCUGGACUCCUCCUCUCUGCAGCAGCAGUCAAAGCGCCUGCGUGGGUGCAGCGUGCACUUUGAGAGCGUGACGGUGUACUACUUCACCCGGCGGCAAGGUUUCACCACCGUGCCCACACAGGGUGGUAGCACCCUGGGCAUGUCGCCACGGCACAGCUGGGUGAAGCGCUUCACCCUCAGAGAGUUUGCCAUGGAGCAGAAACGGAGCCACCACACCAUGCUGAAGGAUCAUCUGAAAGAGGAGAAACUCAAUGCCAUCAAACUCAAACUGACUAAGAAUGGCACCAUGGCAUCUGUGGAGGCAGAUACCCUGACACUUGAUGACAUUUCAGUGGACGACCUGGAUGUGGACAACACAGAGGUGGACGAUUAUUUCUUCCUGCAACCCCUAACGACCAGGCGGCGCCGUGCCCUUCUCCGUGCCUCUGGUGUCCGACGGAUCGACGUGGAAGAGAAGCACGAGCUGCGUGCUCUCCGCAUGUCUCGGGAGGAGUGUGGGUGCCGCUGCCGAGGGAUAUGCGACCCGGAGACCUGUGCAUGCAGCCUGGCCGGCAUUAAGUGCCAGGUAAAUGGAACUGUGGUCGACCGCAUGUCUUUCCCUUGCGGCUGCACCAAGGAAGGCUGCAGCAACACCACAGGACGCCUAGAGUUCAACCCCGUGCGGGUGCGCACCCAUUUUCUCCACACCAUCAUGAAGCUGGAGCUCGAGAAAAGCGGCGACCAGCAGCAGCAGCAGCAGCUGCUGCCACAGCAUCAGCAGCCAGAGCAGCAACUUGUAACCAAUGGCAACAGUUACCAUGGAGACUCCUCCUUGGUCCAGCAGCAGCCGAACCUGCAGUUUCCACUGAUGAGUGGCGCGGCGCAUAUUCCCAUCAUGCACCUCCAGAGCACAGGCGACACAGAUUCACAGCUAGAUGAGGAGGAGGAGGAGGAUGAGGAGGAUGACGACGACGACGACGAUGAAGAAGAGGAUGAUGAAGAGGAGGAGGAUGAAGCGUAUGAGGAUGAUGAGGACGAGGAGGGCAGCAGCAUGUGUAGCGGGGUCUCAGACUGCAGCACGCACAGUUUAGAAACAAUCGACACAGAUGAUGGGGAAGAGGAUGAGGGUGAUGAGGAUGAGGGUGAUGAGGAAGAGGAUGAUGACGAUGAGGAAGAGGAGGACUGGGAGUGCUCUGUGCAUGGAGCGACUCCUUCCUCAUACACGGUUCCUCUUCCAUCCGUGUUGAGUUACUCCAAUAACACACUCAUGAGCCUUGAUAGCCCCUUCGACAGCGGCCCAUCCAUGCAGCACUAUCAAAUAGACAGUUCUGCUUUUCUCUGCGAAAACGUUGCCGUCGCUUCGGCGGUGGAGCCGGCGUUAGAGUUCAAAAUCCCCAGUAAGCCACAAAACACUGAACUCUGCUGUCACAAGGAGCAGCAGAGCAUUACCUGCCACUUCCCCAACACCACAGAGCCGCUCACAUCCCAAACCUGCCCCUGUGCACCCCCUCGUGAGAGUAAUAUCGCCCCCAUCAGUCAAUCGGAUAAGCUGCAAUUCCGGAACAAUCUCGCCGACUCACAGACGGAGCAGCAAAAAAAGAAGGAACCCGAACAGUGCUCCUUGGAGUUGGCUGUGACAGAACAGGAAACAGACGCCUCGUGCUCAGAGAGUAAAGUCAAGUAAAGCUUUUCAGAGCAGGAUCAAGUAAAAAACAACAAAAAAAGUGACUUUCAAAGAGCAGCGUUUGCUUUAUUCUUGAUAAGUGCACUUCUGAAAUGAUUCGCACAGAGGAUCUCCCCCGCAAAUAAGAUCUCAGUUUCAACAAAACGAACAAUUAGACUGAUGCGUCUCAGUCUUUCUGUAAGUAAUAACUCUCAUAAAGCAUGUUUUACAGCUGGCACCUGUGAUGAAUCUGGAGGAUAUCGCAGUUGUUUCACUGUUUUUCUGUUGUGCUGGUGUAUCAUUGAUGCUGCUAAUAGUUGUUAAUGGCUGUGCGUAGAGCAUGUGUUCCGUUUAAGAUGCUUCAGUGCUGA